Molecule: messenger RNA, 2786 nt
Organism: Trichomycterus rosablanca
Lineage: Eukaryota; Metazoa; Chordata; Actinopteri; Siluriformes; Trichomycteridae
Gene: kcnq2a
Product: potassium voltage-gated channel, KQT-like subfamily, member 2a
Exons: 19
Coding region: 71-2737 (888 amino acids)
Biological process (GO): potassium ion transmembrane transport
Cellular component (GO): membrane; voltage-gated potassium channel complex
Molecular function (GO): voltage-gated potassium channel activity
Source: RefSeq, a predicted model, not a curated record
AUCACACCCUGUUGGACAAUGCCUACUGCUGUCCACGUCCAGCUCCCUGGUAUCUGACCGUCAGACCCUCAUGAUGGCGAGGAAAUCGGCUAACGGUGAUCUGAGCCGCUCUCCGUCUCAGGAGAAGAAAAAGCAGAAGGUGGGAUUUGUGGGAGUGGAGCCGGGAGGGAUGGAGACGAGCCGGGAUGGAGCGCUGCUCAUCGGGGCAGGGGAGAGCUCACACCGGGGCUCCGGCAGCACCGGCACCAGGAUGGGGCUUUACCGAGCGCGCGCGGGCCUGAGCGGGGCGCGCCGGACCCACCGACGCAGCGCGGGUUACCGGAGACUGCAGAACUUCCUCUAUAAUGUUCUGGAGAGACCUCGCGGAUGGGCUUUCGUCUACCACGCUUAUGUGUUUCUGCUGGUUUUCUCGUGCCUCGUCCUGUCUGUGUUUGCUACUAUAAAUGAAUACAAAAAAAGCUCUGAGAGUGCACUGUACAUUCUGGAAAUAGUGAUGAUUGUGGUGUUUGGUGUGGAGUAUAUUUUGCGACUCUGGUCUGCUGGUUGCUGCUGCCGCUACAGAGGAUGGAGAGGAAGGUUAAAAUAUGCCCGCAAGCCCUUCAGUGUUAUAGAUAUCAUGGUGCUGUUUGCCUCUGUGGUUGUGCUAGCUGCUGGCUCGCAGGGUGUGUUUGCCACCUCAGCCAUCAGGAGCCUCAGGUUUUUGCAGAUCCUCAGGAUGCUGCGCAUGGACCGACGGGCUGGAACAUGGAAACUAUUGGGUUCAGUGGUCUACGCACAUAGCAAGGAGUUGAUUACUGCAUGGUACAUCGGUUUCCUCUGUCUCAUCCUGGCCUCUUUUCUGGUGUACUUAGUAGAGAAGGAAGAUAAUGACAUGUUUGAGACCUACGCUGAUGCUCUCUGGUGGGGUCUAAUCACUUUAACGACUAUUGGUUAUGGGGACAAGUUUCCCAUAACGUGGAAUGGACGCCUGAUUGCUGCAACCUUUACUUUGAUUGGAGUGGCUUUUUUUGCUCUUCCAGCUGGUAUUCUGGGCUCAGGUUUUGCUCUAAAGGUUCAGGAGCAGCACAGGCAGAAGCACUUUGAAAAGCGCCGUAACCCCGCUGCAGGCCUUAUUCAGGCUGCCUGGAGAUUUUAUGCAACAAAUCUCAAUAGAACAGACCUAAUAUCAACCUGGGACUUUUAUGAGCAAACUGUGUCAGUCCCAAUGUACAGGCUGAUUCCUCCUCUUAAUCAGCUGGACCUGCUGCGCAGUCUGAAGAGCAAAUCUGGAUUCAGGAAGGACUCUCAGCCUGAAGCUUCUCCCAGUAGUGAGAUUUCACACAAAGACACCCUCUGUGGGUGUUGCCCAAGAAGCCAUAGCCGUAAACCAAGCCUAAAGGAUAAACCCAUCUCCAGUCCUUCAAAGACCACUGGGGGGAAGGACACCAAAUCACCUGGAGCAGAAGAAGGAGCAGCAGAUAGUCCAAGCAAAGUGCCAAAGAGCUGGAGCUUCACUGAGAGAAAAAGCUCCAAACACUCUCUAAAGAUCAAAGAUGGUCGUCCCACAGAAGUGCUGAUUGAGAUGCAGAAUGAAGACCUCGGAAUGAAGAGAUCUCCAGCAAUUGAAGGGUUGAUCAAAGCGAGUCUACCCGAAGACUUUGGAGAUGAAAAGACUUAUGAAUUCAUGCAAGACAUGUCUCCUGCGCUGAAGGUCACCAUAAGGUCAAUCUGUGUCAUGCGUUUCCUGGUGUCUAAGAGGAGGUUUAAAGAGAGUUUGAGGCCAUAUGAUGUGAUGGAUGUGAUUGAGCAGUAUUCAGCAGGUCAUCUGGAUAUGCUGUCUCGCAUCAAGAACCUGCAGUCCAGGAUAGAUUUGAUUGUGGGCCCCCCAGCCCCUUCGACCCCUCGCCAUAAGAAGUACGUAAUUAAAAGGCAGGUGGACCAGAUAGUCGGAAAGGAAGCACCAAUAGGAGAAAAGGACAAAGCCAAGAGCGAUACAGUGCAGGAAAAUGAUCCCAGUAUGAUGGGCCGAUUUCUUAGGAUGGAAAAACAGGUUGGUGCGAUGGACCGCAAGUUGGACUUCUUAGUGAAUGUCUACACCACCCGCAUGGGUAUUCCACGCUCUGAAACUGAGGCUUUGCUGGGCUUUAAGAUUCCUGAUCCGGCACCCCCCUACCAUAGUCCAGAUGACAAGAGUGAGAAGGAACAGGAAGAGAAAGAAGAGGAGAACUAUAAGAACACAUCAGAGCCCAGCCCAGCUGAAACACCAGCUUACAAUCAGUGCCGCCCUUCCACAUCCUGGCAGCAAAAUGAGGAGCCACUUGUCGUACCUCUGUGGCAUAACAGCAGAGGGGCAUCACCGGUGGGCACAGAUGACCCAUCGAUUUACCGCAUUCCUCCUCCGCCAAAUCAUGAAAGUGGCAAGAUUGGUCGCAAAAGGAGGCAUAGACGCUCACGGCCUCAAACCGGGGUCGACAGUGACACGUCCCUCUCCAUUCCAUCAGUGGACCACGAGGAGUUAGACUGCUCCUUUAGUGGCUUUAGCAUCUCUCAGGCCAAGGAGGAGGAUUACCUUCCUCCAGUAAAUCUUGGACUGUUCGGUGGUGGAAAAGGAGUGAUCUUCCGCACUCGUAUCAGACCUUACCUGGCUGAAGGAGAAUCGGACACGGACUCGGAUCUUUACACGCCUGGUGCUCCCUCUCCUCUGUCAUUUACCGGGGAAACUGCAUUUGGAGACAGGGGUUUAUCAGGCUUGAAGUAGAAGGCAGAAGGGGACUAAAGAGGUUUGUAUAACCUCUGGAGGGUUGAAG